This is a messenger RNA of Lichtheimia ornata, 1734 nucleotides long. RefSeq lists its product as uncharacterized. Bases 1 to 1734 code for a protein of 577 amino acids. Gene Ontology annotation, cellular component: peroxisome. The record is from RefSeq and is a predicted model, not a curated record. Gene Ontology annotation, molecular function: catalytic activity; magnesium ion binding; thiamine pyrophosphate binding. The transcript is spliced from 5 exons. Lineage: Eukaryota; Fungi; Mucoromycota; Mucoromycetes; Mucorales; Lichtheimiaceae. Gene Ontology annotation, biological process: fatty acid alpha-oxidation.
AUGUCACCUCCAUUGAACACCAAACCAGCAUCCUCAGGUGCAGAACUCAUUGCCACAACACUCAAACAUCAAGGUGUCAAGGUGAUCUUUGGCAUUGUCGGCAUUCCUGUCAUUGAAGUAGCCGAAGCUUGCAUAGCAGCUGGUAUUCGGUUUCUCGCUUUCCGCAACGAGCAGUCAGCAGCCUAUGCAGCAUCAGCCUAUGGGUAUUUGAGUGGUCAGCCUGGUGUAUGCUUGACUGUAGGUGGCCCCGGUGUCAUCCAUGCACUUGCCGGUUUAGCCAAUGCCAAGGUCAACUGUUGGCCGAUGGUGCUAUUAGCUGGUUCUUCUGAUACCGAUCAAGUGGAUAUGGGCGCUUUUCAAGAACUCGAUCAAGUGGAAGCAUGUCGUCCUUAUUGCAAGUACGCAGCACGUCCCAUGUCAGUGGAUAAGAUCCCUACCACAAUUGAAAAGGCAUUGCGUACAGCUUUUUAUGGUCGUCCUGGUGCUACCUAUGUUGACUUGCCAGCGGAUUUCAUCCAAUAUCCAAUUCAAGAUGCCAACAAAAUGAACACUCUCGUGCAAAGCGUACCCGCCAUUCCAUCCAUAGCACCUCGUUCAGUAGCUGAUGAUACAAGCCUCCAACAAGCAGCUCAAUGGUUACGUCAAGCAAAAAGCCCAUUGAUCGUUGUGGGUAAAGGUGCUGCUUAUGCUCGUGCAGAAUCUGAAAUCCGUCAACUUGUUGAACGUACACAAAUCCCAUUCUUGCCAACGCCUAUGGGCAAAGGUGUUGUAUCCGACACGCAUCCAUUAUGUGUAUCAGCUGCAAGAUCCAAGGCUCUCAAGAAUGCCGAUGUCGUUUUACUUCUUGGUGCACGUCUUAAUUGGAUCCUUCAUUAUGGUCAUUCGCCACGUUGGACAAAUGGUGUGAAGUUUAUUCAAGUGGAUGUCAUGCCUGAGGAAAUUGGAAACAACGCUGCACACACAUUGCCAUUGGCUGGUGAUAUCCAAGCAACCGUUGCUCAGCUACUAGCACGCCACCCACUUCCCCGAUUACCCAGCACCAACCAAUACGUUUCGGAUUUGAAGAACAAGGUCAAGCAAAAUGUCGAGAAAUCACUCGCUGCUCGGCAACAAGGAUCGGAUACGGCCGUCCUCAACUAUAAAACAGCAUACACCGUUAUCAAGGAUAUCUUGCCUGAGGAUGACGUGGUGUAUAUCAGUGAAGGUGCUAAUACGAUGGACAUUGCCCGUUCGUUCUUUGAUGUGCAUGAACCUCGUCGUCGAUUGGAUGCUGGUACCUUUGCAACAAUGGGUGUAGGCAUGGGAUACGCAAUUGCAGCUCAAGCUUAUUAUCCAAACAAGCGCGUGGUGUCCAUUGUGGGUGAUUCAGCUUUUGGAUUCAGUGCUAUGGAACUUGAGACGGCUGUGCGCUCUAAGCUCCCUAUGAUUAUCCUCGUGAUCAACAACAAUGGUAUCUACCACGGCUUGGAUGCUGACGACUUUGAGCAAUCUCGACGUGACGGCAAUCUCCCCUCAACGGCCUUAUUACCAGAUACACGUUAUGAUCAGCUGUCGGUUGCAUUUGGUGGCAAGGGAUGGUUGGUGAAAAAUCGAGUCGAGCUGGCCAAAGCAUUGAAGGAAGCCAUGGCUGUGAAGGAUAACGCUUGCGUGAUCAAUGUCAUGAUUGCUCCAGGAGGUCGAACAAAGUUGGAAUUCGGAUGGAUGAGCAAAGCAGAUACCAAAUCCAAGCUUUAG